This is a messenger RNA of Ogataea haglerorum, 792 nucleotides long. RefSeq lists its product as uncharacterized. The record is from RefSeq and is a predicted model, not a curated record. Bases 1 to 792 code for a protein of 263 amino acids. Gene Ontology annotation, cellular component: condensed nuclear chromosome. The transcript has a single exon. NCBI's taxonomy places the organism in Eukaryota, Fungi, Ascomycota, Pichiomycetes, Pichiales, Pichiaceae. Gene Ontology annotation, biological process: reciprocal meiotic recombination.
AUGGACACCAGCUCAAACUCAGAAGGUACUUCCACACUCAGAAGUAAAGUAUCAUAUUCACUGGAAAACCAAACCCAGCUGACUGAUAUUGCAAGCACACAAUUGAGAUCACAGGGCUAUAAAGUGGGAUCAGCAAAAUCGUUGCAACUUUAUAGAAACCAAAUUACCUGCGGCGAUCAAUCAGCGACUGAAGAAUCAGAGGAGGAUAAAGACCAGGUUUCUGGAGAUGACUUCAGACUUGUAUCAGAAUCUAGCGACUACGGAAAGGACCAGAAAGACUUAGUUAUGUGGGCUAAUAAACUGGAGCUAGAAAGUGCCGACCUCAGGGAAACCUCCAAAAAAUUGAUUAAGGACCUACGUUCAAUGACAGAAGACAUCAAGCGAAGCAUCAAACAAUUUCAGGCUCUCGCUACACAGUCCAAAAACGUCAUGAAAGAAAUGGAUACUCGUUUGAAGCUCUUUGGAUACAGGGAAGAGUCCGUUGAUGAGAGUACCAACGACGAUAUCAAAUCUGACACUAGAAUAAUACUUGACAAUCAAGUCCAGCUUUUCAGGAUGAUGGAAAGACAGGAAAAGUUCAACCAAAAGCUCACGGAGAUGCUGAAUAAAAACCUCUGGAGUGAUAGUCGACCCCUUGACGACAGGUGUCAAUCGCAAGUCCCAAAGAGUGCAAACAGAUGCUCUUCUAAAUCCAUCGGCACAGAUCAGGAUGGUCCCACUAGCAAGAAGCAAACCUCUAGUGCGCCCUAUUCCCGAACACGUUCUGCUAAAAGCUCUAUACAUUUUGGCUAG